UAGCCACCACAGCUUCUUUCGCUGUCUGAGACGAGUUGCAAUCAGUGGUCGUAUGCUGUUGCGCCAGUCUGUGGACGUUGCUGUCGGUAUGUGUGCAGGUGUGAGCUCGAUGUAUACCACACCCAAGCUUUUCAGGCUGCCGGCAAUUCCAGGAUGCGCUCCUACUAAAAGUAACGACAUGUUGCUUUUCCCAGCUAUGGAGAUAGGACAAAGGCCACACCAUGUCAUUUAUUUUCCGGGGGAUGUACAGAAUUACAGGGAUGUCAUGGCAGCUCAUUCAGAGAAUUUCCGCUGGAUGCGCUGGAGCUUUGAAGAUGUUGCUGCACUUUUGUCUAAGCGGUUUACCACCUACAACAUCUGGAUUGUGAAGUCCUCCCGUAUGCAUCUGCACAAGUUCAGCUGUUAUGACAACUUUGUAGAGAGCAACAUGUUUGGAGCACCAACACACUCUGGAGAAGUGGUAGCUUUCAAACAAUUAUUUUCAUUGCUAGUGAAUGCAUUUCCAGUGGCACAAAAUAUUCUACGGUCUCAGAAUAACAAGUAUGUUAACAGAGGCUAUAACCUUUCUGUGUAUGAUAAAAGUGGCUGUCCUGUUGAAACAAAAUGCGGAACAUGUCAGGAGGCCUCUGCAAUUCAUUUUGGUUUGCCAUCUGUAAAAGAUUCCUUAUCACUUACUCUGGUUGGUUUCAGCAAAGGCUGUGUGGUCUUAAAUCAGUUGCUCCAUGAACUUGAACAAGCCAAAAAAGACAAAGAUAUCAGUUCUUUUAUAGCAAAUAUAGAAGCUAUGUAUUGGCUAGAUGGUGGGCACUCUGGGGGAUCUGAGACGUGGAUUACCCAUCCAGAUAUUUUGAAAGUUUUUGCUGAAACAGGCAUUGAUGUACACACCCAUGUCACACCGUACCAGGUGAGUGAUUCAAUGCGAUCUUGGAUUGGGCAGGAGCAAAAGAAAUUUGUACAGAUUUUAAAAGAAAAUAGUGUAAUGGUUGAUAAUCGGCUACAUUUUAUGUAUGAAAUGCCUUCUCUGGACAAUCAUUUCAGAGUUCAUGAAGUAUUCUGAAGCUGUUUGGAGCAACAAUGGCCAUUAAUAAGUGACAGAUUUAAAUGCAGUGGCAUCAAAGAUCAAUGGGCUUCAUUAAUGUGGAAAGAAAACAAAUUGCUGCAAGCACCAUUCAUUGUAAAUGUAAAUUUCAGCAGGAAAAUGCUUGAUCAUUAAAAAAGUAAUGAAGCUAUGAUUCUGCCUACCAAAUACAUUCUUCUAAUUGCUUUGUAUCGCUAAGACUGUUGGAACAUCUUCUCAAUGAAGAGUUAAAUGUACCAACUUCCAGUUUUUGUGCAGGUCUGGAUCUGUUAAUUCCUUUAGUGCUUUUGAAAAUAUAAUUCUUUAUGGGUCA
Molecule: messenger RNA, 1391 nt
Organism: Spea bombifrons (plains spadefoot toad)
Lineage: Eukaryota; Metazoa; Chordata; Amphibia; Anura; Pelobatidae
Gene: C7H2orf69
Product: chromosome 7 C2orf69 homolog
Exons: 2
Coding region: 53-1057 (334 amino acids)
Cellular component (GO): mitochondrion
Source: RefSeq, a predicted model, not a curated record